Molecule: messenger RNA, 2262 nt
Organism: Penicillium angulare
Lineage: Eukaryota; Fungi; Ascomycota; Eurotiomycetes; Eurotiales; Aspergillaceae
Product: putative protein kinase
Exons: 1
Coding region: 1-2262 (753 amino acids)
Biological process (GO): protein phosphorylation
Molecular function (GO): ATP binding; protein kinase activity
Source: RefSeq, a predicted model, not a curated record
AUGUCCAUGUUCAGACCAGCCGGAGAGAUCUCCUCAUCGGAAUCAGAAUCAGAACCAGAACCAGAAUCAGAAGCUGGAAACUCCUCCAGUCAUGAAGUGAAGCCAGCGAGGGCUAAAUCAUCUGAUCAUACAAGCAAUCAACUUGACUCUGAUCAAUGGGAUGCAUCGACUUCGCUUGAAGAUGUAUCGACAGUGUCUCAGGAUGCAUUAGACACCAACAUAGAAGGACAUGCAAAUGUCAUGACCGCUGCAUUACUCGAAUUCUACUGCCAGACUCGAGCCGCCGAUAUUCUAAACGCCCAGCCAGGCUCUAGUCGAAAUUUUACCCGUCACAGCCCCGAGGUACAGUACCUUGGGAAACAGCUUUAUAAAUACAAGUCUCAAUUCUUAGCAUCGCAUGGUGUGAUGCCAGAGGGGAUUGAUAAAGAAGAACUCGGUGCUACAAGACAGAGCUAUCGUGAUAACCUUGAUUUACUUGGUCUCUCUGCCCUGGAGAACAUCGACUUGAAUCAAUCGCCUGUGCGGUCACCUAUCGAAGCUGGCGAUCAGCUAGCUUUGGUGUCUAGACUGCCACAAACUCAACACGGAGCGAAUGAACUCAACAGUCAAUUCUGGCGAAGGGAGGAAGAUGGUGCACAGCUUCCACCCAUUGAAAGCAUCGGUGUCCUUGGAGGAGUUCCGAGCAUUCCAAGAAAUCUUUCAAACUCUUCAAUACCUCUGUUUGGAAGUUCUCCAGUCAGCGUACCUCUAUUCAAUGCCCCUGCUGGACCAUCAUACAAUCAUAUGUCUCGUUAUUCUGUUGAAUUUAGUGAACUAAAAAUCCUGGGCCGCGGGUCAUUCGGAGAGGUAUACCAGGUCAAGAAUCACAUCGAUGGUCAAGAUUACGCGGUCAAAAAAAUCCCUCUCAGCCAACGGCGACUUGACCAGCUACAAUAUGGCGGCCAAAACCAAUUGGAAUCCAUCAUGAAAGAGAUCCGGACACUUGCUCGCCUCGAACAUACGAAUAUUGUUCGUUAUUAUGGCGCGUGGGUCGAACAGGCACAUGUCGCGAAUCACGCACCUUUGAAGCCAAAACCACAAGCGAGAUACGAGAGUUCUCACCUUCAUAUGCCCAGAUAUGGCGCGAGCAAUGAACCAAGUAUGGGAAUUGUUUUUGAGAACUCCGAAAAUUCCAAUAUGAGUUCACACACAAGCUCUAUUCCAGAUGAACAUGGCUUCCGCGACAGAAUCGAACGUCUAGAUAGCCAUACGACAACAUCUUCCCGCCACACAAGAAAAAGCUCAACCGUCGAGUUGGAGGACGAAGAUGACAUAGAGUCCAUACCUCGAAAUUUUAACAACCACUCCCAUGGACAGACUUCUACCUUUGGAGAGACCGACGAUAUCUUCACAGAUGGAUUGAGUCAGGAUCGUUCAAAAAUGUUACAGCGUCACUAUGGAUCCCAGAAUCAACCACCAGCCGUCAUACUCCAUAUCCAGAUGUCACUUCACCCCAUCUCUCUCAAUUCUUACCUGAACGCACAGUCAACAGAAAGGAGCAGCGAUGCUGCCGGAUCUCCCUCCAGGCGCCACUGUUUCCACUUAAUGCCAUCUUUACGCCUUGUUCUCGACAUUCUUUCAGGCGUAGAAUAUCUCCACUCAAAAGGAAUUGUUCACCGGGAUUUGAAACCUGCCAACAUAUUUCUUUGCUCCCCUGAAAAUUAUGCUAAAGACAAUUGCACAUCUUGUACCGUGGAAACAGAUCCAAAACCUGUUGCUCACUACUGUCGUCCUCGAAUCGGAGACUUCGGCCUAGUAGCCGACAUUUCACAUCUCAAUGAAAACUCACCAGAUGGCGCGAUGACUCCAUUCCUCGAGGGGCCCAAGAUUCAGCGUGUUGUAGGCACUGAGUUUUAUCGACCACCGACUACGAACUCUUCACCAGAGGGAGACACUGAUUAUUUUGAUGAUUACAAGAUCAAUGAGAAACUGGAUGUUUAUGCUCUCGGCGUCAUCCUCUUCGAGGUCGUUUAUCAGCUCAAUACCAAAAUGGAGCGCCAGCUAGUCUUGAAUGAACUGACUCGUGGGUCAGUCUCUCUUCCGCGAGAUUUUGCUAAGAAGAUCGAUCAUGGCGAGACACGGUUGGAUACUGGGGAAAGCGUGGCUGAUGCCUUGGUGAUUUGUAUCAAUGGCAUGUUGGAGCGUCGAUCCCAGCUCCGAUGGAACUGUGAAGACGUCAGAGAACAUUUACGCUUGAUCUACAAAGCUGUUAAGAAGAUAUAA